UUCUUAUUCAUCUUUCUAUAAACGCGACCUCUGAGACUCAUCUUUCGAAUUUCUCCUUGACCGUCAUGUCCACUCACCAGUGGAACGAAUCAGAACCUUCUGACGAAGAAGGUAACCAAGAAAUACUCGCAACUAGGAAGCGUAGUAGCAGAGCUUGUGAUCAGUGCAGAAAGACGAAGAGCAAAUGCGAGCCAUCCGGAACUCCUGGCACUUGCAAGAGUUGCACGAUAGCGGGAAACACAUGUACAUUUCUGGGCCCGAGUUAUAAGCGUGGUCCUCCUAAGGGUUAUAUACAAGCGAUCGAACAACGAUGGCACCAGGUAGAGUCCCUUCUUGGCGCAGUUCUUUCUUGUCCAGAUACCCGAGUACGACAAGUCAUUGCCGAUAUAAGGCAAGAUGAUCUUGCAAGAGAAAUUCUCAAUCGAGUAGACACAGGUCCAUUUGGACCUUCGGGUAGACUUUCACAGCCAGCCGGAGCAACAAAAGAAGACUUCUUUGCAUGUAUAUUCCGGAGCAACGAAGGUUCAGCUCGUGAUUCUCCUCGUUCCCGAAGGCAGUCCAGGAUUUCAAGAGAAAUUGUAUCAUCAUCGAGAGACAACACACUUUCAACAAUACCAACUUCGGAGUGGCAAGAUCGCCUGUCAGCAAGUCUGACGAGAGGAAAUGUCGGCAGCCACGGCGUGCCUCCAAGCUACAAUAUUAGCGGGCCUCCUUUGCAACAACGGCGGCGGCUCGACAUACCGUCAACCAGCAGUAGUCCACCAAACUGGAAUGAUAUGUACACGAUGGAUGCAUUUUCAGAAUCAGACAGUACCGAUGAAUGUCAUGGGCCAGAUACUGCUUUUGGCCAGCUCUCUCUGGAUGAGAAUCAAGAGGUUCGAUACCACGGGAAAGUCAGUGGCCUCCAUCUUUUGGGACGUAGCUCCCGUUUGGAUAGCCGAAAUGAGGGGGGAAUAUGGAAACUGCCUAUGGCACGCUUUUGGCCUUCCGCAAAAACUAAUAGAAUCCCUGUUCCACCAGACGAAGGUGUCAGUGUCAACUUACCUCCAUUUGUGGUGCAAGAUUAUCUAGUCGAUUUAUAUUUCACUUAUGCACAUCCGGUUUUCCCUGUAAUCCACAAGGGCCGUUUCCUGAGGGACUACAGCGAGUGGAAGCAAAGUAGUAAUCCAACCACACCAGAGUCUGCGAGGGGCACUCCAUACUCUGCCAGUCCAGAACCUUCACAGACGGUGACCAAGCUGCUUCUGUUGGCCGUCUUUGCCAUCGCCGCUCGUUAUCAGGAUAGCAGCGCUCCUACAACUGUUGACGCGAUGUGGGAGGCUGGCAAUGACUACCUCGCGCAAGCGAGGACAGCGCUCGCACAAGUCUAUCAUAGUUCUCGCGCGACUACAUGUCAAGCCUUGCUUCUCCUGGGCCAUCGAGAAUUCGGGAUAGGUUCUAUGGAGCAAGGCUGGCUUUACAUUGGUAUGGCGAUAAGGAUGGCUCAGGACCUCGGAUUAAAUCGUGCUGCGGAUAACUGGCAGUUCCAAGGAAGAAAAAUGUUCUCACUUGAGGAGAACCAGGUCAGAAAGCACAUAUGGUGGGCCUGUUGCAUUGCAGACAAAUACGGCUCAAUAUAUAUGGGUCGUCCCGUGUCAAUCGCUGAGGGCGACUUUGAUACACUUCUUCCAAAUCCCGCUGAAUACGACGAAGACAGCUGCACCGAAUCAGCACCUUUGCAGUACACAUCGACACCGCUGACGAUGAGCUGCUUCAAAGCUGCCGCAUCACUAUCCGUUUUGAUUGGUUCUAUUGUGACAAUGAUUUACCCCGUCCGCUCUACGGGAAGGGGCUCGCGGCGGGCGGUCUUAAACAAUCUAGAGUCUAGACUGGACCAAUGGUACAUCGACCUCCCUGGUAAUCUUCGGUAUGAUCCAGCCAGUAAGCGAAAUACUCCGCCACCGGUGGUUCUCUUUGUCCAUAUCAAAUAUUGGUCUGCGGUAUUAUUGUUACAUCGAGCGUUCAUUCCCGAUUGGAAAGGAUCAGAACAGAUAUUACAGAAUCCUCCCAGCGGAUCUGACACGGCCUCCCUGAAAGCUUUCGAUCUCUGCCAAAGUGCCGCCACUUAUAUCAGCACAAUAGUAACGACAUAUCACGAAAACUUCAAUAUCAAACGCAGUUCACCGUGCCUGUCGGCAUAUAUUCUUAGUGCUGGAAUUAUGCACAUUGUGACUUUAACACUGCGGCCAUCAAAUGUUCAGGCUUAUAUUGGCUUGCGACAAUGUCUUGCCGUUUUGAAAGCAAUGCAGACUACAUGGCCUAGCGCUGGAAGAGCUUGGGAUCUUCUUAAUGGUGUGAGAGUGCAAGUGGACAGUAACAUGCCACCUUUGGUGCAUGGCCCUGAUCGUCAAAAGAGAGCAGCAGAUGAUGCAUUUGGCGAAAGGAGCUCUGAUGUCCUGCAACGCGAGGCGUUUGGUGACCUUUUACCAAGAGAACGUGCUCCACAAAACAGUGGUAUCCAGGAGAUCAGCACCCGAAUGAUGGCGCACAUGCUUGGCCUUGACAUCCCUGGCAUUGAGCCCUCGACCUCGUAUUACCCGGGUUACGAGUGGUGGCCACGAGCCAACCAACCUUCACCUCAGUCGUACCACGGAUCAUCUACAGGUGUAGCUUCGGUGAUCAAUAUGGAUUAUCCUCCACCUCCACCAACCAACCAAGACUGGGGAGUUCAAAAUCCGGCCUCCAACUUUUCAUACGAGUAUCAGAAUGCGCCACCUGAUCAUUAUCACAUGUAGCGGGCUAAUUAUCUUUGUCGUCUUAGCGUAGAACGCCACCAAUAAUAAUCCAUCGUCCCUCGUCGCCUACUUCACUUACAAAGGUACAACAUUGAUUAUGUAACUUAUGUAAUGGACCUACAAGAACCUCUAAAUUGAACGAUUGCAACUGCUGCAA
This is a messenger RNA of Suillus paluster, 2931 nucleotides long. Its product is annotated as fungal-specific transcription factor domain-containing protein. The record is from RefSeq and is a predicted model, not a curated record. Gene Ontology annotation, biological process: regulation of DNA-templated transcription; DNA-templated transcription. Gene Ontology annotation, molecular function: DNA binding; zinc ion binding; DNA-binding transcription factor activity, RNA polymerase II-specific. NCBI's taxonomy places the organism in Eukaryota, Fungi, Basidiomycota, Agaricomycetes, Boletales, Suillaceae. The transcript is spliced from 25 exons. The coding region runs from base 66 to 2774 and encodes 902 amino acids.